AUGUCUAUCUCCGAGUUCCGACGAAAGAAGCUCCUCUACGUGUUCAACGUUUUUUUCGAUGUCAAUCAGAGCGGCACGAUAGAAAGGAAAGAUUUCGAGCUGGCUAUUGAUAAAAUCUGCCACCUGCGAGGAUGGAAGCCUGGAGACCCCAAGAACACGGAGACACAUGAGAUCAUGAUCAAGAUCUGGGAUGGACUUCGGAAGAGGGCUGACUCCAACAAAGAUGGACAGGUCUCCGUGGAGGAAUGGACCUCGAUGUGGAAUGACUACGCCCAGAACCCAUCAGCUGCUCUCAAGUGGCAACAGCUGUAUGCCCAGUUCAUGUUCCAACUGGAAGACGCCAGCGCUGAUGGCACCAUCGAUAGCGAUGAGUUCACCACCGUCUGCUCCUCCUACGGCAUCGACCCUCAGGAGUGUAAGGUGGCUUUUACUAAGAUGGCUAAGGGCAAGAGCAGCGUCUCAUGGGAAGAGUUCCAGGAGUUAUGGAAGGAGUACUUCUCCACCGAGGAUCCUAACGCUCCCGGCAACUUCAUAUUUGGCAGGACUAGCUUCUAA
Molecule: messenger RNA, 555 nt
Organism: Spodoptera littoralis (African cotton leafworm)
Lineage: Eukaryota; Metazoa; Arthropoda; Insecta; Lepidoptera; Noctuidae
Source: the annotation of a GenBank genome assembly